Molecule: messenger RNA, 2260 nt
Organism: Halichondria panicea
Lineage: Eukaryota; Metazoa; Porifera; Demospongiae; Suberitida; Halichondriidae
Exons: 7
Coding region: 135-2141 (668 amino acids)
Source: RefSeq, a predicted model, not a curated record
CAUUACAUUACACUAUACAGGCUUCCACAUUACUCCCACUAGCACUCUACUUAGAGUACUGUGCAUGUCACACAUCUAGAAUUCUAUAAUCAGUUAGAAGUACAUCUAUAGAAGUAAUACAGCUACAUGUAGAGAUGAAGAAGAAGCUGGGAAAUGAAAUUUGGAGACUGAGGAUAAACUGGACUUUCUCAGCAUUUUUGCUAUCAGUGCUGUGGAACAGUACAGUCUUAGAUCAACUGUCGUCAAAUCACAGAUUUGUGACUAAUCCGAAACAAAAAGAUCUUAACCAAACGGCGAACAGCAACAAUGUUGAGGCAGGAUUAGGAGGUUCUGAAUUAUUUUACUCGAUGGUAUCAGGGUCGAUUCAAUUUGGUGCUGUUAUCGGAAGUCUAUCAAUGGGUCUUCUUGUCAAGUACCUACCUUACUGGUAUCUGUUUAACGCCUCUCUAUGUGCACUCAUAAUUGGAAACAUCUUGUACGCUGUUUCAUACACGGCCUGGCUUCUUUUAGUUGCCGAAUUGCUUAUUGGGCUUUACCUGGGAUCAUACUUGACCCUUAGUUAUAGUUAUUCUAUAGACAGCAGUGUUGUGUAUAGCCAGCUACAGCAAGAGAACAACAAGACUACUCACAGUGAAAGAGAGAGCUCUAAGAUGCGUGAUUUACUGUUUGGAAUAGAAGGAAUAGGACGUGGAAUUGGAUUUUUCAUUGGACCAGGUAUUGGCGUAUUGAUGUCUUAUUUUUCUGUUGACCAAUUUCGAUCAGUUGGUUGGCUAAACGCAGCUCUGAGCUUGUGCACUCUUAUUCCAUUCAUCUUUUUGUUUCGUGGAGAGAGAAGCUGCAAAGUUAAAAAUUGUCAAAUGAACUGCAGUUUCAAACAUACAUGUCAUUCCAACAUGGCUAUGAGCAAACUAUCCAUGCUUAUAAUCAUUUCAAUGCACCUACUAGCAUACCUGCUAGCCAUUGGAUGGGGAAUGUUCAAUGCAUUAUUGGCCCCAGUUCUAACUGACUCUUUUGGUUUUGACAUAAACUUGACAGCUUACUUUAUUCUGGCAUUCACUAUUCCAAAAGUCAUUGGAUCUAUUCUUUUGGUACUCCUUCAAAAAAUUGGAGUAAGUGUUGAAGUGGUUGGUAUUAUUGGAAUUUUGAUUACCAUUUGCGGCUAUCUGGUAAUGACAGACUGGCAGACUAUACCAUAUGACCCCUGUACCGAGUACAGCCCCUACCACCAUCCAGAACUGCUACAGAAUGUCACAGCAAUGAACUAUACAAGUCGCUAUUCAACAGCUGCUACUAGCAGCAGUCUUCUAUUGCAAAGCUCUAUCAAAUUCAAUUUUGAAAAUAACAGAACACAAUCGUUGUCACUUCAAUUGCCUAUUCAAAUGUUUGAACGUUGCAUGCAAACUGCACAUUGUGACUGUAACAGGGACAAAUCAAAGUGCCUCACUUUUGACAUUGCAGAUGAACACAUUUUUACCAUACAAAACACUGUGCAAGACGAAAUAAAGCAGCUCGAAGCAUUCAACUGUUCCAUCCACCCAUACACAAUAUGUUUAAAGCGACCAAUCAAUUUAGAAACUCUAAAUGUUGAAGCUCAAAGCGUGCAAGUCCUCACAAAUAAUCAGUUCAAUACAGCAAAUAAUGUUUGUAUUGAGGCAAUCAUACCUCACCAUCGUUGUCAUUGGAUACCGAUCACAAUGUUGACAGGGAAGAAAUGUGCAGAUUGCCCACCAAUCUGCAGAAGCACUCACCAAACACUAACUCUGACUCAGUUUGUUGUCGGAGUGUCGUUGUUUAUGAUUGGGUACUCACUUGCCUGGGUAACAGUACUAGCGAUCUCCUCAAAUGUGACACCAAAACCACUACAGGGGAUGAUGAUGGGUACUCUUAACACAGUUAGCACUCUUUCGGAAGCAACAAGUCCAAUUUUCCUGGAUGCAGCUUAUGAGGGGAUGCAGAAACGAUUAUUUGUCUCCACAAUAACAAUUGCGAUUCUGUUUGUGCCAUUCUUGUUGGAGCUACUAUUGCUUCGUCACCAAAACAUUGACUCACCUAACAACAAAGAGGACAAGACUGGAGGCGCUGAAGACACCACUGCCAUGCUGGAUCCGGAAGGACUAGAUAAUGAUAAAAUUAAUAAAUAGAGUCAUUAAUUCAUAAUAUCAUAAUUAUAAUACUCUGCUCAUGAGCUCAUAAUUAUAUAUACAAUAUUUAUAAACUGUUUGUUGCAAGCAUCUUGGAAUGCAUGCUUCAGUGACACAUA